AUGGACGGACAUAGGGUUAGCAUAUCCUUUAAGCCCUUAAGGUCUAACCUUCUCAACUUACCUUCCCCACUUUGUAAUCUCUUGUACAAUGCGAACAUUAACAUCCAAGAUGUAAUUGUUGAAAUUGUGAGCCAGAAUGCGUCUAAGGCCAAGUGGUAUGCUGGGUGGUCAGGUAUGACUUCGUCAAGUAUCGAUUUGCUUGAAAUUGACCCAAUAUUCGCCAAGUCCUUGAACUUCAAUGACAAGGACAAAGUCAUUAUAAACUUGAGGUUUGAUAAUUUUGAGACAACUCAAAUCAACUUAGAGCCUGUCAGUUCAUCGGACUGGGAGUUGGUAGAGCUUCAUGCUCAGAUCUUAGAAGAUAAGUUAUUAUCUCAGUCUAGGUGCGUGUCGCUAAACCAAGUAUUGGUGGUUUACCCAUCGCAGACUACCUCUGCUAGGUUGAUCGUCACAGACAUCGGUAGUAAAGACCACAAGUAUGCCAAAAUAUCUCCAGCGUGUGAGGUGGCGAUUGCUCCUAAGGUUAGAGAAAAGGACAAGAAACAGCUGCAACAAAACGGUUCUUCAUCAUCAAAAUCAACAAAAUCUGUAAGAUCAACCACUGGGCCAAGUGAAGACUAUGCUAACUUACCAUCUGUUUUGGAAAGAGGAAUCUCCUUGCCUCACCACAUCUAUUCAAAGUUACCUGAGCAUAGCAAUGUUAAAGGAUACGAAGUUUAUGUCAAUUUUAGAGAAGUGGUGCAUUCCUUGAACAAUACGAAGUACGUAGCUGUGGGGGUUAUUCCUGGUCCAUUGUCUAGAUCCAAUACUGUAGAUGCUAAGCAACCGCAAGGACAACAAGCUCCAGAUGCACAGGAUAAACCUUCCAUUAAGGAGAAUGUCAGAAUCAUUGCAAAACUUGUUAAUUAUAGCAAAAGUCCGCCAAACACGGUUGGUCUUUCCCCAAAGUUGGCAAUAGCCCUCGGCUGCGAAAACGAGGUCGGUAAUGUAAUUACCCUACAGCCAGCUAUAUCACCUUUGUUGAAGAGACCAUCCACUUUGACCAUUCAUCCUUAUAUAGUACAAACUGGUAAAAAAUCAAACCAAAUCAACUUAAACUCGUCUUCUAAGAAGGAACAAGACCAAAAGCUCAUAAAGAGUGUACUACAGCAUAUUGUAAUCAAAGGCUAUCCGAUUACAAAUUUUACAAAACUACCUAUCAUUUCUGAUGCCUUGCCUCAAGGAGGUUUAUUGAGAUUCAAAAGAAAUGAUGACCUUAAUUCAUGGAUUAAACCCAUUUCUGAUGAAUCCAAAUUACCAAAAUUUGAGAUUGGAGAAGAGUUAUUAAGGAACGAAAGUUUUAUUCAGCGGGACAGUUCACAGGAAAAGGAUGACGAACACUUGGUGGCGGUCGGAUUAGAGAAAAUGGAAGAUGAUAUCCUCUCUACUCUCACUUCUUCGAAGAAUUCCGGUUCUUUGGUUUAUGGAAAUUCUGGUUCUGGAAAAUCUUUAAUGUUAAGAAUAAUUGGGCAAAAACUUAGUGCCAAGUUUGGUGUACACGUUAAAUUUAUCUCCUGUGAAAGUAUAAUGAAUGAAAAUUUCCAAAAUUUGGCAAACAAUCACAUUUUAAAGUGGUUGCAGGAAUGUUCAUGGCACAAGCCUUCUUUACUCAUCUUAGAUAAUGUUGAGAAAUUGUUAUCUGCUGAGCAAGAACAUACAGAUUCUACUCAAUCCAAUCAAUUGACUGAAUUUUUAAUCUCCCAAUUGCAAAAAAUUCAUAACCAGAGGAACAGUAAUUUGUCCGUGUUAAUGUCAUCCACCUCGAAGGAAGCAUUGAAUAAGUUGUUGUCUCAGAGUCAUUUAAUAGAGCAUUUUUACCACUUAUCUGCUCCAGAUAAAGGAACUAGAAAUCAAAUCUUGCAAUCAUAUUUAGUUGAAAAUUUGAACUGUGAUCUUAAAUUUGACAUUAUGGACGUAGUAACUGAAACCGAAGGGUACCUUCCCAAUGAUUUGAAAGUUUUAAGUGAUAGGAUAUUUCACGAAGCUAUGUUCAAUACUAUAGAUAAAGCGAGUGAAGUUGAAGAAAUAAAAGGUGAUGAUAAGGAAGGAUUCAAAUUACCAAUAGAAAAAUCUUCUUUUGAAAAGGCCUUAAGUGGGUACACACCUUCCAAUUUAAGAGGAGUCAAAUUACAAAAAUCUUCAAUUAAUUGGUCUGACAUUGGUGGAUUAACUGAAGCAAAAAAUAUUUUACUUGAAACACUAGAAUGGCCAACUAAGUAUGCACCAAUCUUUGCCAACUGUCCAUUGCGGUUGAGAUCAGGUAUCUUGUUGUAUGGCUACCCUGGGUGUGGAAAGACAUUAUUAGCUAGUGCCAUUGCAGGACAAUGUGGCUUGAACUUCAUUUCAAUUAAAGGUCCAGAAAUUUUGAAUAAGUAUAUUGGUGCGUCUGAACAGUCUGUCAGAGAGUUAUUUGAAAGAGCUCAAUCUGCAAAGCCAUGUAUUUUAUUCUUCGAUGAGUUUGACUCUAUCGCCCCAAAAAGAGGUCAUGAUUCAACUGGAGUCACUGACAGAGUUGUCAAUCAAAUGUUGACCCAAAUGGAUGGUGCUGAAGGUUUGGAUGGAGUUUAUGUGCUAGCUGCUACCAGUAGACCUGAUCUAAUUGAUUCUGCCUUAUUAAGACCUGGAAGAUUGGACAAGAGUGUUAUAUGUGAUAUGCCAAAUUAUGAUGACAGAUUGGAUAUCCUAAAAACUAUUACCAGUAAGAUGGAUCUCUCUGAUGACGUUGAUUUGGAAGACUUGGCUAGAAGAACUGGAGGAUUCAGUGGUGCUGAUAUGCAAGGUUUGGGUUACAAUGCUUAUUUGAAGGCUGUACAUGUAAAAUUGGAUAAAGAUGAAAAGGCUGCCCAAGAAAAUACCAAGAACAAGACUGAAUCUGAGUUGUCUGCUGAUCAAAUUGACUUUUUUCAAGUCAAUUCUGAAAAAAUUAAAAAUGCCAGAUUAAGACCAACAGAAAGAGUUCAACUCUUACAACAAAUUAAGAACUAUUUAAAUUCUAGUGAUUCUGUUUCGAAUGAGCUGGAGAAGAAAAAGCAAACUGAGGACGAUUCUAGUCUGUUGAUUCUAAUUACUCAGCACGACUUUGAAGAGUCAUUAAAGGAAACGAAACCGUCCAUUUCAGCAAGUGAGAUGAAGAAACUUUCUGGUAUAUAUAGCCAAUUUGUAUCAGGACGUGAUGGCAACAUGCCGAAUGGUACACCUAGUAGUGAAAUAGGUGGAAGAACUACACUUAUGUAA
Dujonia railenensis is the source of this 3273-nucleotide messenger RNA. The record is from the annotation of a GenBank genome assembly. NCBI's taxonomy places the organism in Eukaryota, Fungi, Ascomycota, Pichiomycetes, Serinales, Debaryomycetaceae.